AUGAUUGGUCGAAGAAGCAAAAUUAGAAUCAGAAGCAGCAGCAACAACAACAACAACAACAACAACAACAACAACAACAACAACAACAACAACAAAAGCAGCAAAAGAAACAUGGAUGCUUUGGCUGGCUACGACACGUCUGACUCAGAAUCAGAGGUAGCACAGCUGUUGGCUCCUCCCCCCUCGGCUUUGUUGGCCCAGGUCUCCAGUGCCCAUAGAAACAGCAGCAGCAGCAGCAGCAGUGGCAAUAACAAACAGAGAAGAGCUGGCACAGAAGAGAAGGUGUUGGGUGGAGCCUUCAAAGACACAUUCACGACUGGAUGCGCUAUUACAUCGGAGUACAAUGGCAGACCAUUGACUACAAAUAAGUCAACUACUUCUUUUGUUCCUCGUAAUCUCCAAAGCGUAAGACAUGAACAUCUGAUUCAAAAGAAAGACAAAAACAUACAUAAAAACAGUGAUAAACCCACAACUAAUGCUGCCAGUGCGGUUAAAAAACAACGAAUUAAAAAGAUGAUAGAAACGAAAUUGAGUGGUUUAAAUUUGGUGAACCCUCUGUUGGCUGAAAAUAAUAAAAACAAGAAUCGAAAUAAUAGUGAUAAUAUUAAUAAUAAUAAUAAUAGUAAUAAAAGUAAUAAAGGUGGUAAAAGAAUUGACAAAAUUUUGAAAUUAAAUACAAUUUUGUUAAGUAAAUCUAUUUCAGAUCCUAAUCAAAUUGAAACGAAACAAAAUAAUGAAUAUGGAGAUGAUGACCAAAGUUUUUAUCGAGAAAUGAAUAAAGAAAUUCUAAAUAAAAAAAUAAUUGAAUUUAAUAUUGACGAAUUUUAUUCCAAAAACCAGGAAUUGAUUGAUAAAGGUGAUUUGGAUCCAAACUCCGGUCGACAAUUGAAAAUUAUCAAUGCUCAUGGUAAAAACCAAUUAUUAUCAUUAUUUAAAAUAGCCAAUCAAAAUUUGGAAAUAAUGAAUGAGAAAAAUAAAUUAAUUAAGAGAAAUCUCAAUUAA
Molecule: messenger RNA, 1002 nt
Organism: Ascoidea rubescens DSM 1968
Lineage: Eukaryota; Fungi; Ascomycota; Saccharomycetes; Ascoideales; Ascoideaceae
Exons: 2
Coding region: 1-1002 (333 amino acids)
Source: RefSeq, a predicted model, not a curated record